AUGGCCGACGCACUUAGGAACCUCUCGACGGUGCCGGAGGUGUGGCAGGCAUUGGUGGACGAAGGAGUCAUCCGCGUCAUGGUCGGACUACUGGACCGCUGUGCCGUGGCAGGCGCCAAGGAGCACGCUGCCGAGUGCUUGCAGAACCUCACGUCCAGCAACGAUGGCUUGCGGCAUGCCGUCAUGUCGGAGGGCGGGCUACGUAGCCUGCUGCUCUACCUGGACGGCCCGCUACCGCAGGAGCCGGCCGUGAGCGCGCUCUAG
This is a messenger RNA of Miscanthus lutarioriparius, 264 nucleotides long. The record is from the annotation of a GenBank genome assembly. Lineage: Eukaryota; Viridiplantae; Streptophyta; Magnoliopsida; Poales; Poaceae.